UCCUCAGCAGCUUCCACACACAACCCCAAAACAAUAAUAAAGAAAAGAAGUGUGUGUGUGUGUGUGAGGCUGUAAGCGAGCGAGAGAGAGAGAGAAGCUCUUUUAAUUUGUUAGUAGUGAUAAACAAAGAUGGCCUUCAAGUUCAAACCACCCAUCUCCCUCUGCCUUGUGAUAUUCGUUGCUUGUUUGUUUGUUUCUCCCCGAACCGGAGAUGCCCGUCCGGCAUUUGCCUGUGACCCUAGAAAUGGGCUGACGAGAAACUUACCCUUCUGUCGACCAUCUCUCCCCAUACCCAAUAGGGUGAGAGACCUCAUUGGACGACUGACGUUGCAAGAGAAGAUUAGGCUACUGGUGAACAACGCUGCUCCCGUGCCGAGGCUAGGCAUCAGGGGCUACGAGUGGUGGUCGGAGGCUCUUCAUGGCGUCUCCAACGUCGGCCCUGGAACCAAAUUCGGCGGAGCAUUCCCCGGAGCUACCAGUUUCCCUCAGGUCAUCACCACCGCUGCUUCCUUCAAUGCUUCCUUGUGGGAACAAAUUGGACGGGUGGUGUCAGACGAAGCGAGGGCCAUGUACAACGGAGGGAUGGCGGGUUUGACGUAUUGGAGCCCAAAUGUGAACAUAUUCCGAGAUCCAAGGUGGGGCCGAGGGCAGGAGACUCCCGGCGAGGAUCCUCUUCUAGCCGGGAAGUACGCGGCCAGCUACGUAAGGGGACUCCAGGGAAACGAGGGUAACCGGUUAAAGGUUGCCGCCUGCUGCAAACACUACACCGCCUACGACCUCGAUAACUGGAACGGCGUUGAUCGCUUCCACUUCAACGCCAAGGUUAGCAAGCAAGACUUGGAGGAUACGUACGAUGUGCCGUUCAAGGCUUGUGUGGUGGAAGGCAAUGUGGCCAGUGUCAUGUGCUCUUACAAUCAGGUCAAUGGCGUUCCCACCUGUGCCGACCCCAAUCUCCUCCGCAAUACUAUCCGGGGUGAAUGGCGUCUCAAUGGAUAUAUCGUUUCAGAUUGCGACUCGGUUGGUGUCUUCUACGACGACCAACACUACACCUCCACGCCCGAAGAAGCAGCUGCCCUCGCCAUUAAAGCAGGUUUGGAUUUGGACUGUGGGCCUUUCCUCGCCGUCCACACGGAGGCGGCCAUAAGGAGAGGCAAGUUGAGCGAGUGGGACGUUAACGCUGCUCUAACCAACACAUUAACGGUCCAGAUGAGGUUAGGGAUGUUUGACGGUGAGCCGUCGGCCCAGCCGUCUGGGCAUCUCGGCCCAAGGGAUGUCUGCACUCCGGCCCACCAAGAGCUCGCACUAGAGGCUGCUCGACAGGGCAUUGUUUUGCUCAAGAAUCAUGGGCCUUCGCUGCCCUUAUCCACUUUUCGUCAUCGCACCGUAGCCAUUAUUGGCCCCAACUCAGACGUCACAGCCACCAUGAUAGGAAACUAUGCAGGUGUUCCAUGUGGAUAUACUACUCCCUUGCAAGGUAUUGGGAGAUACGCUAAGACCAUUCACCAACCGGGUUGUAGUGGCGUGGCCUGCAACGGCAACCAGCUAAUUGGCGCGGCGGUGGCCGCAGCCCGACAAGCGGAUGCAACAGUGCUGGUGAUGGGAUUGGACCAAUCUAUGGAGGCGGAGUUCAAGGACAGGGUAGGGCUGCUUCUACCGGGACACCAACAGGAGCUCGUAUCUAGGGUCGCUAUGGCCUCCAGAGGUCCUACCGUGUUGGUCUUGAUGUCUGGUGGGCCGAUUGAUGUGUCUUUCGCUAGGGAUGACCCACGUAUCUCCGCCAUCCUAUGGGCAGGGUACCCUGGCCAAGCUGGAGGAGCUGCAAUUGCCGAUAUCUUAUUUGGAAGAAGCAAUCCAGGUGGCAAGCUGCCAAUGACAUGGUACCCACAGGACUACGUGGCAAAGGUGCCAAUGACGAGUAUGGGCAUGCGGCCAUCGGGUGGGUACCCCGGCAGGACCUACAGGUUCUACAGAGGCCCAGUCGUGUACCCCUUCGGCCACGGUAUGAGCUACACCAACUUUGCACACACGGUGGCCCAAGCACCAACCUUGGUUUCGGUUCCUCUCGACGGCCGACGUGCGGUUGGCAACUCUACUACCGUCUCAUUCUCAGGUAAGGCAGUCAGGGUCACACAUGCCAAGUGUGAUGGGCUGUCCGUAGUUGUACAUGUAGAUGUGAAGAACACGGGGCCCAUGGAUGGAGCCCACUCGCUGCUUGUGUUCUCAGAGCCCCCAACCGGGCAAUGGGCCCCCAGUAAGCAACUAGUAGCCUUUGAGAAGGUGCAUGUGCCAGCGGGGACCGAGCAGAGAGUUGAGGUGAAGAUACAUGCGUGCAAGCACCUCAGCGUGGUGGACCGGUUUGGAAUUCGGAGAAUUCCAAUGGGCGAGCAUAGCCUUCACAUAGGUGAUGUCAAGCAUUCCGUCUCUCUACAAGCAGCUCUGCAGGAGAUCAAAUACUAGUAUUUGAAGCACAGAUUCAGAUUGGUAUGCCCAGGUGGCUUCUUCUAUAGUAAUAGGAAGAGAAAGAUUACUUGUCACUGGGAGAAAAGGAUCGAUUCAGGCAGGGCACUGUGGUGCUUAUAAAUAAUGUUUAGAAUAAUAGGUUAGCUGAAUGAACCGGCACAAGUAAGUCGGUGGUACUUGAUUGUGGAUUCCUGAUCCUGGCACGACCGAUGAAAAAGCAAGAGUCGGUGCCAUUUAUAUUUGGGAUGAACACUGGUGUAAAUUUUGUGCUCCAAAAAAACAAAAAACAAAAAGAUGAGGAGCACUUUAUAUUGGUCAUAGAGAUGCAGCGAACCAAUUGUACAAAUAAUUAAGACGGGAUUUGUCAUGAUAUGUUAGUCGUUUUUCUCGGUGAAA
Messenger RNA from Nelumbo nucifera (sacred lotus), 2856 nucleotides. RefSeq names its product putative beta-D-xylosidase. The record is from RefSeq and is a predicted model, not a curated record. NCBI's taxonomy places the organism in Eukaryota, Viridiplantae, Streptophyta, Magnoliopsida, Proteales, Nelumbonaceae. Gene Ontology annotation, molecular function: xylan 1,4-beta-xylosidase activity; alpha-L-arabinofuranosidase activity. Gene Ontology annotation, biological process: arabinan catabolic process; xylan catabolic process.